UCAUGCGUUAACCAUCUUUGUUCUCACCAUAAAAAUAAGCAAGAUUUGAAAAGUCAAACAAUCCAACUGGAUAUGCAACGUUUUAAACUACUACUUAAAUGAAUUCUAAAUAAUUGACUGAUUUUAGAAAAGAUCUUCGUACAAAUGUAUCAUCCAGAGAACCUUUUACUUCAUAACCAGAAAGAUCUUCUUAAUUAUUUGCUUCAUGGAGUAAAGCAGAAAGAAUAGUUCUGUAUUUUAUUAUUCUUAACGAAUUAGGGAAGAUUAAAAAGUCAGUAGAAGAUCACCUAAAAAGUAAAAAAUUCUGGGUGGAUUAAAUUAUGAUGAAAUCUUUGCUAAUAGAGGACCUUAAUCUAAAACAAAAAAUAAUAAAAUAGACUAAUUAUUUAAAAGAUCUCCACCAAAGGAAUAUUAUGAUAAUUCCUUUACUUCAUUUCCUAAACCAGUGCGAUAAAAUAUUACUUUAGGUUCAGGCUAUAAAGACUCACCUUAAAAAUCUAAGGAGAAAUUAGAAAGAUUUAAGAAUUGGGAUAAUAGACUGGAUGUCUAAUUAGUACUCUAAAACAAAUCUAUUUCUAAUAGAGUCUCACCAUAAGGUGAUAAACCGUUAUUUUAUAAAUAUGUUAAUGAGGUUUCAAAAGGACUUUUUGAUAAAAGCUCUCCUAAUCUAUAAUUAAACUAAAUACCAAAAAAGAACUUAUUUGAACAUAAAAAGCAAGCCUUCUCUUUCAAUGAUACUUCUUUCAAUGUGUAAAAAUCUAAUUCCUUUUAAAGAAAUCACUCACCGGAACUUUCAAAUAGGUUUGUUGAAAAGAUUGCUUUAACAGACAUUGUAAGAAUGACAUCUCAUUUUCAAUCAUUGUCUACUUAAGAAAUAGGAUAAAUUCCUAGAGGGUAUUAUAAAUAUUAAUUUUAGUUAUGUAUCAGAGCUAAGUAACUUAGCUGAUAUUUUAAUGCGAAUAGUCAAGCGAUCAAAUAAAAAUAGUUGA
This is a messenger RNA of Paramecium pentaurelia, 989 nucleotides long. The record is from the annotation of a GenBank genome assembly. NCBI's taxonomy places the organism in Eukaryota, Ciliophora, Oligohymenophorea, Peniculida, Parameciidae.